AUGCACCGAAUCGUCAAGGUCAACGUCGGGGGCCGUUACUUCCAGACGCGGCUCUCCACGCUGCUCCGCUUCCCCGACACAGCGUUUGCCAAGAUGUUCGCGGGACUGGCAUCGGCGAGCGCCUUACCGUCCACUCCAUCGCCGCCGCCGCAGCCCACAGAGAGCGAGGAUGUGUUUGUGGAUGCUAACCCCGACGUCUUUGAGAAGGUUCUGGGGUUUCUGCGCACCAACCGCAUCCAGCUGCCUUUGAAUGACGAGGGUCUGCGUGCGGAGCUCGUCCACCAUCUCAAUUCCUGGGACCUCAUGCCGCAUGCCUUCCCUGCGUCUGCUGCAGACGGUGCCGUGGAAGGGGAGGAGGCUCAUCUCAUCGAACUCCCCGACGUGUGCGUGGUGCAGCUGUGCGACCACAUGCAGCACGACCAAGGUGUGAAGCGCCACGCCAUGACUAUCACCUACGGCGCCGACGGCUUUCAGCUCCGAAAACUCACGCAGAUGAUCCGCCGAGACCUGAAUCAGCAGCUCUCUUCCACUUACUGGCAGUGCUACCAAACCAACGAGCGGGCGGCCUUCUUUGCGACCACCAAGGUGGCCAACGGCGCCGCGGACAUCCUCACCACCUCCAUCACGCAGCAAGUUGUCCAGCACACGGAGAGACUCGGCUACCACUUGGCCACCUCAUAUGUGACUCUGAGCCCCGAUGUUGUGCACACGAGCGUGCGCAUGCUCAUCCACAACUUUAUCUUUCGACGGGUGCGACUCCCUGCCUUGGAGCCUGCAGAUGAAGCGUCGCUGCUGGGCGAUGAGGGGGAGGAGGUGGAGACGUACCAGAACUUUGAGUCGCGCCCUGUGGGCCCGCAAAAGGUGCAGUGGGCAGACUCGCCAUCGAGGCCGCCGGCACAGGACAUCUCCACUGACCUUUGGAAGUAA
Leishmania mexicana MHOM/GT/2001/U1103 is the source of this 927-nucleotide messenger RNA. RefSeq names its product putative potassium voltage-gated channel. Bases 1 to 927 code for a protein of 308 amino acids. Gene Ontology annotation, molecular function: protein binding. Gene Ontology annotation, biological process: protein homooligomerization. NCBI's taxonomy places the organism in Eukaryota, Euglenozoa, Kinetoplastea, Trypanosomatida, Trypanosomatidae. The record is from RefSeq and is a predicted model, not a curated record. The transcript has a single exon.